Molecule: messenger RNA, 2450 nt
Organism: Acipenser ruthenus (sterlet)
Lineage: Eukaryota; Metazoa; Chordata; Actinopteri; Acipenseriformes; Acipenseridae
Exons: 4
Coding region: 218-1561 (447 amino acids)
Source: RefSeq, a predicted model, not a curated record
AGAAAGCAGGUCAUUCCAGUUCUCAGACUCUCUCUUACGAAUAUCAAGCCUCACCUGCUUGUUCUCUCCAGUCUUAAUCAAAACAGUUUUGGUUUGACACACUUUCUCUGAUGCAACUUUAAGCAGGGCUCCCUGGGAAUCAAACUAGAUUACAGCUGCCUUUCUACAGAUCAGAAGCACAAGGUUCUUGAAAGAGAGACUAUUGCUCCCAGUAAAGAUGGCUUUUCCCUUGACACUUACCACUGCAGUGCUUUCGAUCUUUGCCCUCCAAGGGGCCACACAAUUCCAGAGUUCAACCUCCCCCCCCGUUGGUAUAUUAACCACCAAUCCUGCUAUAGCCAUAGAAACCUCUUCUACAAAACCACUCCAGGACACAGUCCCACCAGCAUCAACAACAGCAGUUGAACCUCAACAUGCUUCAACCACGGAGAGAACAACCAGUUCCGAAAAUUCAUUUUCCACCACAGGAUCCACAACAGAGUCAACAACAGCCCUUACUGUAGCCACUGAGAUCACAACCCAUGCCCCAGCCACGCUUAAUCCAACAACUCCAGAAGGCAACUAUUCAAUCACAGGCGCCGUCUCAUUUACCACCCCUAGCAGCAGAAAUGACUCUACAACUCCAAGCGGUAACUUCUCCACUUCUACCCCAAGCGGAAACCUCUCAACUUCUACCCCAAGCGGAAACCUCUCUACUUCUACCCCAAGCGGUAACUUCUCAACUUCUACCCCAAGCGGAAACCUCUCCACUUCUACCCCAAGCGGUAACUUCUCAACUUCUACCCCAAGUGGUAACUUCUCAACUUCUACCCCAAGUGGUAACUUCUCAACUUCUACCCCAAGUGGUAACUUCUCAACUUCUACCCCAAGUGGUAACUUCUCAACUUCUACCCCAAGUGGUAACUUCUCAACUUCUACCCCAAGCGGUAACUUCUCAACUUCUACCCCAAGUGGUAACUUCUCAACUUCUACCCCAAGUGGUAACUUCUCAACUUCUACCCCAAGCGGUAACUUCUCAACUUCUACCCUAAGUGGUAACUUCUCAACUUCUAUCCCAAGCGGUAACUUCACCACUACUACCCCAAACUUCUCAACAGCAGGUAACUUUUCGACAGCAACAACAACAACAGUGAGUGGUACGACUGUGAACACCACGCCCAUGUCUACAGCUUAUCCAGGGACCAACGACAGCAGUACAACACUCAAUUACAUAACUACCACCAACAUUCCAAGAACAGGGAACCUAUCCUUUCCUUUCAAAGAUGCCACUCCUCACAGUAAAGAAAAUGAUGAUGGUGUCGCAGUGGGGGCCAUUGUUGGAACAGCCCUAGGAAUCUCACUAGUGGCUCUGGUCCUCUACUUCAUAUUUAAGAAGGCAAAAUCAGAGUCCUUCAGUCACCGCAGACUCUAUGAAGACGUGUCUGCAGAUCCAGUUCUCCGACUGGACAGCUCAGCCGAUCAACUUGAUCUACGCUAUGAGGGAUCAGCAUACUACAAUCCUGGAGUCACUGGGGACUCUAUCCAAAUGGCCAACAUCCACUCACAAGGGCAGGAUGCUUAGUGGACCUGGACAAGAAUGGGCUUACCUAAAAAAAAUGAAUGAACACAACCCAGAUAUUUAUACUGCAACUAUCUUCUUAGAAAUAAAUUAAUAAACACCAAGUAUCUGACAAGUUGGCUCAUAUUACAGGCUUAAAAACCAACCCCAAAACGUUCAAUUAAAUUUUCAAUUCAAUGUUGACUGUCGCGUUAGGAAAGUACAACUUUCCUUUGGCAAGAGAAACUGCCUUUCUGUAAAUGUCCAAAGCUACCAGUGAACAGACAUCUGCAAGUUUAUUUAAAAUAGGAUUGAAAGCUAGCUUUAGAGAGACUGCUGUAACGUUCCCAGGCAAGAGCACAAUAUUUACUGUUCCACAUUACAGCAGUGAAGUAGGCACUUAUUGGAAAUACCUGUACAGUAGAAAUCAACAGGACUAAUGGUUGUUAUAAAUGUUUGGGGGCAUAACAGUCACUGCGUUCACAUACCCUGUUUUAUUUUAGUUUCAUGGUUAAAACCAAUUCACUAAUUUUUAGCUGUAAAAAAACAUUUAGAUUUUGUAACUAUUCACAAUAAUAAUAAUAAUAAUAAUAAUAAUAAUAAUAAUAAUAAUAAUAAUAAUAAACACUGAAUGCCUGUAUUCUGUAAUGCUAGCAUUAUGAAAACCAUUUUACUGUAAUGCAACACUUACGGUAGUAUUAAUACUACAUGAUUUAACUAGUGGUUAAAUAGCAUAUUUUGGGAGCAUCUUGCUUUCACACACACACACACACACACACACAUUUGUUUGGUGUUUGUGUAACAAUGAAAUGCAUCUGCUUUCUUUAAGGAAUAAAAUCCAACACUUUUAAUGGGAAAGAAUGGGGGACGGAACUGGGGUGAAAAAUCAAAGAAAGGCUGCCUUACCCCAUAU